AUGUGCGCGUACCUCCGCGCGGGCCGCCUGGCCGACGCGCGGGAUGUGUUCGACCGGAUGCCCGCGCGCGACGCCGCCUCCUACAGCGCGCUCAUCUCGGGCCACGCGCGCCUCGCCGGCGGCUCCGGCUCCGCCACCGCCGCCUCCGCGGAGCUGCUCGGCCGCAUGCGCCUCGCGGACGGGCUGCUCCCCACCGAGUACACCUUCGUGGGCCUCCUCACCGCCUGCGCCCGCAGGGGCAACCCGCGCCUCGGGACGCAGGUGCACGCCCUCGCCGCCAAGUCCGGUCACGCCUCGUCGCUCCUCGUGGCCAACGCGCUCCUCGGCAUGUACGUCAAGUGCGGCCGCUUCGGGGACGUGAUGAGGGCGUUCGACGGCAUGGACCACCGCGACGUCUCGUCGUGGAACGCCGUCCUGGCCGGGCUCGUCGAGCUGGGGCGGCACGAGGAGGCGUUCGAGCUGUUCGGCGAGAUGCGGGCUAGCGGGGACGUCUGUGCCGACAGGUUCACCCUGUCGGCGCUCCUCACCACGGCGGGCCAGGGGUUUGGCCAGCCCCAGGGCGAGGCCGUGCAUGCUCUGUCGCUCAAGUCGGGGCUGGAGACGGACCUGAGCGUGGGCAACGCGCUCAUCGGGGGUUCUACGCGGAGCAUGGGGCCUCUGUUGCGGAUGUGGAACUUCGUUACAUAUAAUGCGGUUCCCACUGGGUUUUGUCGGAAAAAGGAAGGCGUGCGCGUCACGUUUGCCAAGAAGGCGGGCCUCCGAGGUCUCGGUUUGUUUAGGCAAAUGGUGGAGGAUGGGCUGGAGAUCUCAGAUGUCACGGUGACGGGCGUGCUGAAUGUCUGUGCUAUUGCUGCGGAUAGGAAGGCGAGCGAGCAGGUUCAUGCUUUUGUGAUCAAGUGUGGAUGCAUGUCUAGUCCGUGGAUUGAUGCUGUGUUGAUUGAUAUGUGCAUCAAAUGUGGCCGAUCUGGAGACGCACAUCUGUUAUUUGAGCAAUGGCAGCAUGAGGAGAGCUUUCACAUUGCCUGGAAUUCUCUACUGCUGGCUAGUGUCAGAGAUGGUGAGUAUGAGAAAACAUUUUCGACCUUCCUUCAGAUGUUUAGAAGCAGUGGUGUAGAAUUCAUCGAUGAGUUCAUGUUGACUGCUGUCCUUGGGGUAUGUGGCAGUCUAGGUUUUGCUGAACUUGGAAAGCAAUUGCAUUCCUUUGCUGCAAAAUCUGGGCUUCUGUGCGCUCGUGGAGUUGGUAACGCGUUUAUUAGUAUGUACGGCAAGUGCGGGGAGUUGAAAGAUGCGGCCAAUUUCUUUGAGCGGAUGACUUGUCGAGAUUUGGUGUCAUGGAAUGCAAUGGUCACUGCCCAUCUUCUUCUUCAUCAGGGGGAUGAGAUAUUGAAGAUAUGGUCUGAGAUGGAGAGAUUAAUGAUCAGGCCUGAUUCCAUUACCUUUCUUCUGGUCAUAUCUGCUUGCAGUCACACAAGCUCAGACUCCACAGAGAAAUGCAGGGAACUCUUUCUUUCUAUGCGAAGCACAUAUGGCAUUGAACCAGCCAUGGAGCACUAUGCAGCCUUUGUUUAUGUCCUUGGCUGCUGGGGCCAUUUUCAAGGUGGCACUCCUCUGAGAACACAAGGCUACAGAUGCGUGAAAAGGGUAUGCGCAAGAUCCCAGCAAGGAGCUGGACGUUUCACGGCAACAUGGUCCAUUCAUUUUUCGCGACGGGAUAGAGCACACCCACAGUCCAGGGACAUAUCGCCCGGCCUGGAUGUGCUGAUCCUUGAGUGCAUAAAGGAUGGGUACGAGCCGGACACCACCUUCGUCCUGCACGACGUCGAGGAGUACCAGAAGAGGCACUUUCUGAUGUACCACAGCGUGAAGCUAAGCGUCAAUGUAUGGCCUUCUGAUGGCAGGCCCUGGACAGAUCGUCCGUGUGGUGAAGAACAUCCGCAUGUGCGGGAUUGCCACUCUUUCUUGGAGCACGCCUCUGCUGCCACCGGUAAAGUGAUCUCGGUGCCUAAUGCAUUCACGCGGAAAUAUUUCUCAGAGUACAAAGGUCAACACCCGGUUCCUGUUUGCACUUCCUCGGGGGCUUGUCUUACCAAGGCCAUUGGGGAAGUGGCAAUAGGGCAGGCAUUUCCGCAGCCCUCCAGGUCCAGGCCGUUGGAUGAAGGGCUGCUGGCAGAGAGAUAA
Molecule: messenger RNA, 2178 nt
Organism: Miscanthus lutarioriparius
Lineage: Eukaryota; Viridiplantae; Streptophyta; Magnoliopsida; Poales; Poaceae
Source: the annotation of a GenBank genome assembly